Molecule: messenger RNA, 1146 nt
Organism: Botrytis deweyae
Lineage: Eukaryota; Fungi; Ascomycota; Leotiomycetes; Helotiales; Sclerotiniaceae
Exons: 3
Coding region: 1-1146 (381 amino acids)
Biological process (GO): ceramide biosynthetic process
Cellular component (GO): membrane
Molecular function (GO): sphingolipid delta-4 desaturase activity
Source: RefSeq, a predicted model, not a curated record
AUGCCGCCGGUAGCUACUUCUACGAUCACAACCUCGGGAUCAACCACCCCACGAUUAAGAACCAAUGGAGCAGGUGUUUCAGAAAAGAAUGAAGAUGCCCCUCCACGACAAGAUAUCGAUGUGAAAGAACAUGAUUUCUUUUGGACAUAUACCGAGGAACCUCAUCGAAGCAGACGUUUAGCUAUUAUCAAAGCUCAUCCAGAGGUAACUAAACUUUGCGGACCUGAGCCCCUCACUAAAUAUGUCGUUCUCCUCGUCGUAUCAAUCCAAAUCCUCUGCGCCUACCUCCUCCGCAAUACACCUUUCCUCUCCUGGAAAUUCUUCCUCACUGCCUACAUCAUUGGCGCAACCGCAAAUCAAAACCUGUUCCUUGCCAUCCACGAAAUAUCCCACAAUUUGGCAUUUAGAAACCCAACCUUGAAUCGGGCACUGGCGAUUUUUGCAAAUCUACCUAUUGGAAUUCCUUAUUCUGCUUCUUUCAGACCAUAUCAUCUUACCCACCACAAAUCCCUCGGCGUCGACGGUCUAGAUACCGAUCUCCCCACCCGCUUUGAAGCCCUGUUCCUCGAUUCCCUCCUCGGAAAAGCCUUCUUCUGCACCUUCCAGAUCCUAUUCUACGCCAUCCGUCCCAUCUUCGUCUACGCCGUCCCCUUCACCUCCAUCCACAUCUUCAACAUCUUCGUGCAAGUCGUCUUCGACAUCCUCCUCGUAAAAUCAACCAAUUCUUACAACUCCCUCUACUACCUCAUCCUCUCCGCCUUUUUGGCCGGUUCCCUCCACCCCUGCGCCGGACACUUCAUCGCCGAGCACUACGUUUUCGAGCGUCAGCCCCUCGCAGCCCGCGACCCCAAAACCGGUGUCGAAAUCCCAGAGACGUUUUCUUAUUACGGUCCUCUCAAUUUCUUCACCUACAAUGUUGGACUGCAUAAUGAACAUCAUGAUUUCCCUGCUGUUCCCUGGACACGUUUACCUGCCCUGCAUGAAAUAGCCAAGGAGUUCUAUGCAGAGUUGCCCAGACAUGAGAGUUGGAUUUAUGUGAUAUGGCAGUUUGUGUGGGAUAAGGAGGUUGGAAUGACUUGUAGAGUUAAGAGAAAGGAAGGAGGAAGAAAAGUCGGAGGUUGGACGCAGCAGGAGGUCCAGGCUUAG